Messenger RNA from Panicum hallii, 2021 nucleotides. RefSeq names its product phosphatidylinositol/phosphatidylcholine transfer protein SFH9-like. Bases 163 to 1680 code for a protein of 505 amino acids. The transcript is spliced from 13 exons. The record is from RefSeq and is a predicted model, not a curated record. Lineage: Eukaryota; Viridiplantae; Streptophyta; Magnoliopsida; Poales; Poaceae.
GUCCCGAUCUUUCUCUUCCUUUAUCAAAAUUUUCCUCUUUUUCUGGAGUGUUCUUCUCCCCAAGGUUCGGGUCUAACAUUCUCAAAUUAUUUGCGCAUGUAACCUCUUUGCUGGCUGAUCUGUGCGCAGGAGAAAGAGUUGGAGAGGGGAGGGCGGACCGGGAUGGAGGGGGGAGGCGCGGCGGAGGAGGAGGCCAGGGCCGUGGAGGAGCUCCGGCAGGCGUUGGCCGCGCGCGAUCUGCUGCCGCCCAAGUUUGAUGACAAACACACUAUGAGGAGAUUUCUAAAGGCAAGGGGAUUUGAUAUUGACAAGACAAUAGACAUGUGGUCGGAAAUGCUAAAAUGGAGAAAAGAAUUUGGUGCAGAUUCUAUCCUGACAGAUUUUGUAUUUGAUGAACUAGAAGAUGUUCUUCUUUAUUAUCCACAUGGCUUCCAUGGAGUGGAUAGAGAUGGUAGACCUAUUUACAUUGAGAUACUUGGGAAGGUCGACCCAAAUAAGCUCUUGAAUGUGACAACAGUGGAGAGAUUCUUAAAAUAUCAUGUUCAAUCACUUGAGAGGCUCUUUGCUGAGAAGUAUCCAGCAUGUUCUGUAGCAUCAAAGAAGCAUGUUGAUACCAUAACAACAAUACUUGAUGUGAAAGGAGUGAACUGGAUGAAAGUCAGCAAAUUGGCCCGUGAGGUUGUACUUCAUAUAAACAAAAUAGAUGGAGACAAUUAUCCUGAGAUUUUGCAUAGGAUGUUCAUUGUUAAUGCUGGCAGUGGUUUUAGAUUAUUGUGGGGUGCUUUGAGAGGUUUAAUUGAUCCAAAUACAGCUGAAAAGAUAGAGGUAUUGGGAGAAACAUACCGAUGCAGACUGCUUGAACAAAUUGAUAAGAGUCAACUGCCGGAUUUUCUUGGUGGCUCCUGCUCUUGCUCGUGUGAGGGAGGCUGUCUUAGGUCGAACAAAGGACCCUGGAAUCAGAUGAUGACUUCAGAUAACCUUUCAGAAGCAGCACCAAUGGAAACUGGACAUCUCUCCAGUGAGAAUUUGGUUUGUCAGGACAUGGAGCCAGAUGUGCAAAUGAAGUUGGAGAACUCCCAGUCAUCUGGUUCAUCCAGCAUUCCACUCAAGAUGCUAUCCUCCCCUAAUACCCCUGUCACUAGGAAGGAAAAUGUGGUCACUCCAAGGCUAAUUACAGUCAGUUCAACAGUGACAUGUUUUCAGUUGUGUCAUUCUGUUUGGUAUCACCGAUUGCUGAAGUUGCUUGUAGAUGUGAUUAAAGUUAUCUUCGUAUUUCUAUGGAGGCUCCUUUCACUGGCUCCACUGUUCUCUGCUCUAAGGAGGGUAGCCUCUCACUGCAUUAAAACAAGUUCCACAGGUGAACAUGUACAUAUGCCAGGCAUGAAGUCAAGUGGUCCCAUUGACAAAGAUUGCACGGCCCCAUGCUUAGAGAGACUAAAAAGGCUAGAGCACAUGGUCAUGGAGCUGAACCAGCGAUCUCCAAGAAUUCCUCCAGAAAAGGAAGACCUGAUAGAGGAGUCAAUGAGGCGGAUUAGAUCCAUUGAGUGUGAUAUAAAGAAGACUCAACGCGCAUUGAAUAGGACAUCGUUGAAGCAAUUAAAGUUGGAACAGAGAGUGGAAAAUUGGAAAGACUCCAUGUUAUCAAACUCAUGUCGGUUCAGUUACUGCAAGGCCAUUUAACUGGAAAACCUCCAUUUCCUACAUCAGAGAACUAACGGUUUGUUGCACGGUAAAAUUGUGCAUACAUAAAAAUUAUAGUGUGACGUAGGAUUUAAGGUAUAGGCUACAGCUGUACAUAAUGCAUACAUGUGAUGUUACUACUUACCAACAUCACAAAUCCUUUGACCACUAUUCAUUCGAUCGCCAUGGACGAGAGAUAAAUGUAAAAGGUUGGUUGUGGGGUUUCCUUUUUUCUUUAUAUCCAAACUGUUUGUAUCACAACAGCCAUCAGAAUAUCAGAUUGGAUGUUUCACGUAUAGCAUGCAUGCCCAUGCUGUAAGUAAAAUCUACACUUCAAACUA